Meloidogyne enterolobii is the source of this 501-nucleotide messenger RNA. Lineage: Eukaryota; Metazoa; Nematoda; Chromadorea; Rhabditida; Meloidogynidae. The record is from the annotation of a GenBank genome assembly.
UUUUUUGGAAAAAUAAUACCUAUUUUCUUUUAAAGACUUUUGACAAAUGGAUGGUUCUUUGGAAUUUUUAUUUUAAAAAAUUAACAACAAGAAUUGGAAUAUUACAUGCUCUUGAAGAUUUUUCAACAGAAAAUGAAAAUUUUUGUCGAAUUCUUCCAAAUAUUUUGCAUUGGCUAAAUCAAGAAAAAGAAUUUUUGGAAGACGAACAAAUUAUUUUGUGGUAUUCUUCUUUAAAUGAAGAAUCACCUUUGCUUUUAUUGCCUAAAUUGGGGGAGUUGGUUGAGUGGUUGAAAGAAGAGGGGGAGGAGGGGGAUUAAAAGAAUUAAAAAUUGUUUGGAGGAUUUUGGUUGUUUUUAUUAAUGUAAUUUUUGUGUUUUAUUUUUGGAUUUAAUAAAAGAUAUAAAAGUUUUGGGUGUUUUUUAAAAUCUGAAAUAGUUUUUUUUGUAGAGAAAACACAGUAAUAGAUACCGAUUUCAAGACCGUGCGAAUGUGUCGAACACU